GGUCCGCUGUGGAGGUUAGUUCGAAUGUGUACAGAAGAAGCUAUGACUUGAACUCGCGUUUUAAGUGAAACAUUCACAUCGAAUUUCACGGUUCGUAUGUAAUCUUCAUGUUACUUGUUCUUACUGAAUCAUACAAACUACUACAACGAAUAUUCUGCUAAACUGAUUUGUUGAAAGAUCAAAUAUUCUAUAACGAAAAGAGGUAAAUUUGUAAUUCAGCAACGUUUAAUACGUUUAAACAAUUUUAUGAACAAAAGAGUGUGUGUUUUAGAAACUACUAGGUGACAAAAGUGUGUUAUGAUCGUGUGAAAUGCGCACCUGUGUGAAUUCUGAAGUACAGACUACUUCCUGUGCUUGAUGACGACCCACAGGUGGUAGUGACGAAGGAAGACGGCCAACCCAUGCAGCUCAUAAAAAGACAAUGGCGUCUGCGCUUCGCACCUGGCUGGGUGUCCUCUCAGUUCUCUUACAUCAAGCAGUGCGCGGGCAGAUCCCCGACAACAGAUGCUUCUUGGAGAGCGGGGGUUCUGCCGAGAGCUUCUUUGUCAGCGAGGACCAACCGGUAGGGGCUGUGAUCGGAGUUCUACGAAUUUACGGUGACCCAAGUGACCGUGGGGGUAACAUAGUCCUCAGGUUAAAAGAGCUGGACAGUCCGGUGAGAAUUGUCCCGGGAUCGAAGAACCUAACUCUCACUCGACGCCUGGACAAAGAGGGCGUGGACGGCCCUUCUUCUGUGUAUGUCAACGUGAUCUGCGACAGGAAGAGAGCCGCGGACCCGGGAUUUGUGAUUCCUGUAAACAUCAGAGUAACAGACGCGAAUGACAACGCGCCACAGUUCAUAAACGCCCCGUAUGUUCUCAACAUCUCGGAGGUGACAGUAGUGGGCACGCGGGUCCUCCAGGGUGUGCGGGCCGUUGACGCUGAUCAACAAGGGCCUUACUCUACUGUCCAGUAUUCUGUAUUGCCCGGCCAACAUGCGGAUUAUUUCGUGUUCGUGAACGGGCUGGAAGGUACCCUGCUGCUCCGCAAGCCACUCGAUUAUGAGACCCUGUCCAACUUCUCUGUCGCCAUCAGAGCACAAGACCAAGGCUCCCCCCCGCAAUUCUCGGACACGGUUCUGUACGUCAACAUCAUCGACGCCGACGAUCAGAACCCACGAUUUUAUGAUGAUCGAUACACUGCAAUACUUCCUGACAAUCCGACGCAGGGAACGCGUCUGUUGAUACAGCCUCGGGACAUCGCUGCCUAUGACCAGGAUCUCGGGAUCAACGCUGCCAUAUUCUAUACGUUCAAUUCGGGAGGAGCAGACUACAGGUACUUCGACAUAGACCGUAACUCUGGCCACGUGACCAUCAAGAGAACCAUUCCGGACGACGACCUAAUACAACCAGCAACGCUUGUUGUCAGGGCAACUCAGUACGAUAACCAAGAUAGAUACGCCCUGGCCACACUGACGGUAAGCCGAGCAGGAACAGUUCCCAGAGAACUGCAGUUCCUACAGAAGAAUUACCUUGCUGGUGUCCUGGAGAACGCCCCUGUCAACAGUAUCCUGCUCGCUGUCGUCACGAACAAACCCCGAGACAAGAGACUUCGGUUCUGGCUUGAAGGUACUGUGCCCCCGGGCAUGUUCAGCGCAAGUUCUGCUGGAGACAUAAUCCUGAGGCAACCUCUAGACUAUGAGAAGGUGGAUUUCUACAGCUUUCUCGUACACGUCACUGACGGAAAAACGAAUGAUACAGCAAGGGUCAAUAUUUCUGUACUGAAUGUCAACGACUGGGAACCAAGGUUCCGCUACCCGCAGUACGAGUUCUUCAUCUCGAACUCCGGCGUGUCUCCCGGCGACAUUAUUGGACGAGUUGAGGCAGCAGAUGGUGACAGAGGCGACUUCGUCACGUUAACACUCCGAGGACCAGGAGCCAGAAUGUUCGACAUAAGUGAGACGGGUGACAUCAUUCUUGUGGACAUGACACUUCUCAACGGCAGUACAGUACACAUGAUGGCUGUGGCUACAGACAAUGGGAUACCUCCUAGACAGACGGCAGUUCCUGUUGUCGUGCACUUCCCGGAGAGCGUGGUGCAGACCGCCGGAAGUGCCAGCUUCCUGCUCAUGGUAGUGUUCGGAUCUCUGCUCGCCGUCCUUGGACUCAUCAUCAUCAUGCUCAUCAUCUACAUCUACAAGCACAAAAGGCAAAAAUCCGGGAGCAGUCCAGGAACAAAAGGCUACAUGAAUAACCCAAUACAACAUGAGAAGCUCUCCUCAGGAGGGGAAGGCAAAGUGGAGAACCCCAUGUUCCACGGCCAGCAGGAGGGUGGGCCCUUCCAGACCGCCACAGUGAAAAGCAUAAUGGCAAGAAAUACUUCCUCGAGAGGAAGCAUAAGAGGAAGCUGUGCAAACCCUUUCGCCCAGGGACUGGGUUCUGCCAAACAUAAAGUGGCGCCAGCUCCACCACAACUGCCAGACGACGCUAGAACAUCGACGCCGACCGUCGACAACAAUAACCAACCGAAGAAUGGAGUCGCUUGGCCAAGCGGCUCAAUCCCUCGGCGAGUCAAAAAACUCAGCUGGGACGACGAAUCUUCCCAGCAGAGAAAGCUUGCAAUGGACCCAGAGGUGAGUGUCACGCCACUCACAGCGCAAGAGCAGCAGUCCUCGGACCAGAUGAACCUCACGGUUUAUUUCUAGCACCAGCAGAACACAACUAAGCAGCUUCGCCCAAAGACAAACUCAGGAACAAUUCGGUUAUUCGCAAAUGCUUCAGUGGUAAGAGAAGGGAAAGUGCAGUGACAGAUCAAGAAAUGAAAGUGCAAAGUUACUGACAAACAAGUGACAGUGAGAAAGGAUGGGAACCGAAACAUGAUAAACAACAAUGGGAGAAGUAAUGAAACAAUUUCUGAAAUCGGGACCCACUGCUCCUUUCUUCAUAAUGUGGUGUGACGUGACAAAAUAUUCCAGUGGAUCUGCGUGAAGAGUUCAGCUUUGCAUGCUGAUUAUGCUGCACAGUUAAACGCUAGUUCAAGUAGGGUGAUCACUGCACUGGCAUGGAACCGACAGGCACUAAUUUGACAUUAGGCCUCUAAGUGUUCAUUUCUGUAAGGAGUAAAUUUCUCUUCAACCUGGUCUACAAUUCCAGGUCAUCAUAGCUGAGCCUUAGCAGUGGUAGGUUUAAGAUAUGACCACUUCCACAUCUUCAGGUGUGAAAAUCACUUGUUAGAGAGCAGAGUAAUAAUUGGAUUUGUUGAAAUGCAACAUUUUCAAAAUUUAACAAAACCCUUAACUCUGCUUGAAUAUUUCUGGGUCAGUUUGUAGGCGAGUUUGCAGCCCUGCAGAAUACCCAUUAAGUUCGACGUCUGCCCACCCUUUGCAUGAAACUACUCGAGAACCAUUGGAAGGAUCUUCAAGAAACUCGAUAUUGGAUAUUUUUACGGAAAAUGAAGCAGCUGCUUCAAUUUUCAUUUACAUCUGACACGAUUAACGACCACUAAACCUGAAGACCUAAAAUUGUUCCUGCUCUUACGUUGACCGUAACUACUUAAUAUUUAUUGAAGGGAAAUUUGCUUAAAAUGAAUCUUGUAGAGGCAAAUUACAUACAUAUGAAGUACAAUGUACUCGUAUUUUAUCGCAGUUUUCAAAAUUAAAUUAAAGCAAUAUUAUGGGUAUAUUG
Molecule: messenger RNA, 3662 nt
Organism: Cryptotermes secundus
Lineage: Eukaryota; Metazoa; Arthropoda; Insecta; Blattodea; Kalotermitidae
Gene: Cad96Cb
Product: protocadherin Fat 4
Exons: 19
Coding region: 422-2683 (753 amino acids)
Biological process (GO): homophilic cell-cell adhesion
Cellular component (GO): plasma membrane
Molecular function (GO): calcium ion binding
Source: RefSeq, a predicted model, not a curated record